AUGAAUACUGUCAACAUUAACACACCACCUCCGUAUCUGACUCUAGCACACAAUGAGAAUCUACCUGUAAUUAUGACGGUUGCAGGUUCUGAUUCCAGUGGUGGUGCGGGUGUUGAAGCUGAUGUCAAGACGAUCACAGCUCAUAGAUGUUAUGCAAUGACUUGUGUUACUGCGUUAACUGCUCAAACGCCGGCUAAUGUUUAUAGCAUAAAAGAGACACCGAAGGAAUUCAUAGCUGAAGUGUUAGAUUGUAACUUGAGAGAUAUGAAAUGCAAUGUCAUCAAGACGGGUAUGUUAACGGAAGCUGCUAUUGAAGCGUUGGUAGCCAAAUUGGACUCAACGGACGAGAAGGAAAGACCAAGAUUAGUCGUUGAUCCUGUGCUCGUUGCCACAUCCGGAUGUGCUUUGGGUGAUUCUAGUUUAUGCAAAUUGUUGAAGACUAAAUUGACACCAUAUGCCGAAUUAGUCACCCCAAAUAUUCCCGAAUCUUUUGAAUUGGUAGGUGAAAAAAUUGAAAUUGCAUCUAUCGAAGACAUUUGCAAAUUAGCUAAAAGAGUUUGUAAAGAAACCAAAUGUCCAAAUGUUCUGGUGAAAGGUGGACAUAUCCCAUGGGGCAAUGGGAAAAAGAAACAUAUUACCGAUGUCCUUUACAUUGAAAAGGAAGACAAACAUGUCGUCUACACAGGUAACUAUUCAGAUACUACUCACACGCAUGGUACCGGAUGUACUUUAGCCUCUGCGAUAUCCUCGAACAUUGCUCGUGGCUAUUCUUUGUGCCAAGCUGUCUACGGUGGUAUCGAAUAUGUUCAAAGCAGCGUGGCUAUUGGUUGUGAAGUGGUCAAAUCUCACAUAACUAACAAUGGGCCAGUCAAUCAUGUUUACGCAAUUGAGACACCCUUGGAAAAAAUGCUUGAGGACGAAUGCUUCUCAGCUCAUGAUAUUGUGACGAAGCCUUCAACGCAUUCUGCUGCGUUCGGAAAACAGGAUUUCUUUGAGCGUAUAAUUGCUGAUCCAAGGGUUAAGCCACAUUGGGAUAGCUAUGUUCACCAUGACUUUGUUAAACAGGUUGCGCAGGGCACAUUGAAACGUGAAAAAUUCCAGUUUUUUAUUGAGCAGGACUAUGCGUACUUGAUCGAUUAUGCCAGGGUACAUUGUGUAGCAGGCAGUAAAGCUCCUGCAUUGGAAGACAUGGAAAAAGAGUUAACAAUUGUCGGUAGUGUGAGAAAUGAAAUGAAGCAGCACGAAACAAGACUGAGAGAAGAAUUCGGAGUUGCAGACAGUGCAUAUUUCCAAAACAUCAAAAGGGGUCCUGCAUUGAACAACUACUCACGCUACUUCAAUGACAUCGCAAGACGAGGCAAUUGGCAAGAAUUGGUUGCAUCCUUAUCUCCAUGCCUGAUGGGUUACGGCUGGGCAUUGUUGAACAACGAGAAGUUUAUCACUGUCAAGGACGGUGAUGUUUACCACGAUUGGUGUUACACUUAUCUCUCUGAGGGAUACCAAAAUGCGAUGGUCCAAGGUAGAUCUAUUUUAAAUCAAAUAUCUCAGACCUAUCCAAAGGAACAGUUAGACGUCUUGAUCACAAUCUUUGCUGAAGUUUGCGAACUCGAGACCAAAUUUUGGGACGCUGCACUCAACUACGGAGAAUAG
Zygotorulaspora mrakii is the source of this 1650-nucleotide messenger RNA. RefSeq names its product trifunctional hydroxymethylpyrimidine kinase/phosphomethylpyrimidine kinase/thiaminase (gene THI20). NCBI's taxonomy places the organism in Eukaryota, Fungi, Ascomycota, Saccharomycetes, Saccharomycetales, Saccharomycetaceae. The record is from RefSeq and is a predicted model, not a curated record. Gene Ontology annotation, molecular function: thiaminase activity; phosphomethylpyrimidine kinase activity; hydroxymethylpyrimidine kinase activity. The coding region runs from base 1 to 1650 and encodes 549 amino acids. Gene Ontology annotation, cellular component: cytosol. Gene Ontology annotation, biological process: thiamine biosynthetic process. The transcript has a single exon.